Molecule: messenger RNA, 2170 nt
Organism: Gekko japonicus
Lineage: Eukaryota; Metazoa; Chordata; Lepidosauria; Squamata; Gekkonidae
Gene: DCLRE1C
Product: DNA cross-link repair 1C
Exons: 14
Coding region: 2-2170 (722 amino acids)
Biological process (GO): double-strand break repair via nonhomologous end joining; protection from non-homologous end joining at telomere; interstrand cross-link repair
Molecular function (GO): damaged DNA binding; 5'-3' DNA exonuclease activity
Source: RefSeq, a predicted model, not a curated record
CAUGAGCAGCUUCGGGGGAAGGAUGCGGGAGUACCCGUCGGUCUCUAUAGACCGAUUCGAUCGAGACAACCUCCGAGCCCGGGCUUACUUCCUGUCCCAUUGCCACAAGGAUCACAUGAAAGGGCUCAGAGCUCCUGCAAUGAAAAGAAGGCUAGCAUGCAGCCUGAAAGUUUGUUUGUACUGUUCUCCUGUGACAAGGGAAUUACUACUGACUAAUCCAAAAUAUAAAUUUUGGGAGAACCACAUUGUUUCUCUGGAAGUUGAAACACCGACUCAGAUUUCUCUUGUUGAGGAAGCUUCUGGUGAGAAAGAAGACAUAGUGGUGACACUGCUGCCAGCCGGCCACUGCCCAGGAUCAGUCAUGUUUCUGUUUCAAGGUGGAAACGGCACUGUGCUGUACACGGGGGACUUCAGGCUUGCAAAAGGAGAAGCCGCCAGAAUGGAACUUUUGCAUUCAGGGAACAGAGUGAAAGACAUCCAGAGCGUGUAUUUAGAUACCACUUUCUGCGAUCCCAAAUUUUAUCAGAUACCAAGCAGGGAGGAAUGUAUGAAGGGCAUCUUAGAGCUGGUGCGCAGCUGGAUCACUCUGAGUCUCUAUCAUGUGGUCUGGUUGAACUGCAAAGCAGCUUAUGGCUAUGAAUAUUUAUUCACGAACUUAAGUGAGGAGCUUGGUGUCCGGGUACAUGUGAACAGAUUGGACAUGUUUAAAAACAUGCCCGAAAUCAUCUCCCAUGUGACCUCGGAUCGGCACACUCAGAUCCAUGCCUGUCGCCAUCCACGGGAUGACGAAUUGUUUCGAGGGAACAGGCUGCCCUGUGGGAUGAUUUCCCGGGAUGGGAGGCGCCUGCACAUCAUCAGCAUCAAGCCGUCGACAAUGUGGUUUGGAGAAAGAACAAGGAAGACAAAUGUAAUAGCCAGGACUGGGGAGAGUUCAUACAGAGCUUGCUUUUCAUUCCACUCUUCUUACAGUGAGAUCCAGGACUUUCUGAACUACAUUCGGCCAGUGAAUGUGUAUCCCAAUGUAAUUCCAGUGGGGACAACUGAGGACAAAGUGAUAGAAAUCUUAAAGCCAUCCUGCAGAUCAUACAGCAAAAACCAUGAGCUCAGCUACAAGCCACUUGGAGCACUGAAGAGAUCCAAAGCAGUGGACUUGGCUGACAUGGAUGGUGGUGAUGAACUGUUUGAUACAGAAUUGAUUCCUAUUAGACACAAGAUUCCAAAACUGGAGCUAGAGACUAUGCAGAAUCGGCAGCUUCCUCCUGAAAACUCUCAGGGGGACACUAAGGAAACAAGCUACAAGGCAACCUCCAUGCCUACAUCUUUCCAGGUGGAUUUUGUAGAGUGUGAGGAAUCCAAUGGUGAAGAGGAGGAGGAGGACGAGGACGAGGAAACUGGGGAAGAGAGAACUCAAGCUGAUGUUCUGCCCCAUCCUGUGGACUGUAUUGCUGCACUGAAAGACCUGGAAAGACUGCGUCCUUUAGAGCCUGCCUGUGAACAAAGAGGAGCCCAGCAGCAGUCUAACAAGGAGCUACCAAAGUGGGAUGCCUUCUUUAAGCGGAUUGUGGAGGAACCGGAAGCCUCUGAACAUGAAGACUGCUGCUUGCCCACCACAGACUCAGGCGAGCCCCAAUCCCCCUAUCUGUUCAGCGACGAGGAAGAAUUCAGCGACUCAACUCAUAUCUCUUCCCAAACCUCUUCUCAGUCAACCCACAUAUCUGAACAAGGUAGUCAGGGCUGGGACAGCCAGGUGGAUACCGUUUUCAUCCCCUCCCAAGAGCAAAAGCUUGACUUUAGCCCUCUGAAGAGGGCAGAAGGCAGAGCAAUGUUCUACACACCUCAUCUCCCUCCUGGGGAAAAUAGAACAGACAAACAGAGUUGCAAGCCUUCGGAGCACGGCACGUCUUGUACCAAGAACUUUAAUGCUGAAUACAAAACCAGAGCCCAUGAAGGAACUGCGGCAGUGCCUAUUCUGAGAGACUCUGUGCAACUUCAGUCAAUUUGUGAGAGGAGGAGCCUCCAAGAGAAGUCAGCAGCGCUCAGUCCUGAGGCCCACACAGGCUCUCAGACGUCUGGCUUUGAAAUCCCUUCUAGCCCUGACACAAAGGUCCCGAAACCAGACAAACCGUGUAGCUUAUACACUGCACUGGCCAGAGGGGAAGCGCUGCACUGA